AUGAGUGAUUUGUUAGAGUCACAAAGAUCAGCAUUGGAAAACCUUGAUGUUAUAGAACAUGCAUUAUCCCAAAGAUUUUCAAGAAAUCCAAAUCUCAUUCCCAAAUCAUUGCGGCCGUGCCCUAAACAUGGUAAUAUUCUAACGAGAAAGAAUAGGGCGUACACCAAACGAUUAUUUCGCCUUCAACAACACGAGCUAAAGCAGUUUCUGGUGGAUUAUGGAAGAUUAUUGAAAUUGGCUUCAAAUUCAUUUGACCAUGAUGCAACUACGGUUAAACAGGAAAUGCAGAAUCUCAAAGAGGAAGACUCAUUUGAAAAAUUUGAUAAUUUGAUGGCCUUAGUUACAAACAGUACAGACGAAGGUCCUGGUGUAAAAGGAUCACAAUUGAUGUAUUCACUGUUUGGUAGUGUUGACCCAAAGGAUGUCAAGAUCAAAGUAAAGAAGGGAACAGGCAAGGAAAUCAAAAUGGCAAGAAGGAGAGGUUUGCUAAGUAUGGCGGCAUCUCAUUUACAGGAAAUAGAGAUCGAUGAUACUCUCGAUUUGAAAGAGUUUCAUAAAUUUUACAACGAAAACUUUUCGUCAAGCGAAAUUCCAUACGUGCAGUAUUUGUACUCCUUCCAUAAAUUCCCAUAUGAAAAGACAACCAACGAGAACUAUCGACCUUAUUUGAAAUCCCUUUUUGCAUUAUUAUUGCUGCGGUACACCCAAUUGUAUCCCUUGUCUGAUUCAAGCGGAAUAUUUGAGGAAAUCGAUUGCAAUGCCAAUGAGGAGAGCUCGCAGACAUUGUUGAGCACUAGUGUUGAAUUAUAUUGUGCUGUUUGUGACAAACACUUUGCUACGGAAAACGUCUACAAAGCUCACCUUGAAAGCAAAAAGCAUCAGAAAAAAGCAUCAAAGGCUGGAGAGGUAUCCCAAGGAGGUCGAAAUAAACCUAAUGCUUGGUACGAGCAAGCAGUCAAGGUGUUGACAAGACAUCUCGAAGAAGCAAUACACCAAACAGAAAAGCUGUGCGUUAUUUCAGAAAGAGCCAAAUUUAAUGAGAAACAAGACGAACUAGAUGUUGAAAAUGCGUACACUGAGGUGGAAGAUAGUGGUAAUUCUGAUUCCGACGAAGGUUCCGACGAAGAUUCCGAUGCUGACGCCGACCUUUUCAAAAACCUACCAUUAGGAGCCGACGGUACGCCUAUACCAUUCUGGCUUUACAAGCUUCAAGGGUUACAUAAAACGUACACAUGUGAAAUAUGUGGCAAUGUUGGAUACAAGGGUAAACAAGCCUUUGAAAGACAUUUUAAUGGAACCAAGCACCAGAAGGGCUUACAACUAUUGGGUGUAACUGAAGAUAAGUUUUCACUUUUUAAAAAUAUUGCUCUGAUUGACGAAGCUCAGAACUUGAUGCAAAACUUGAAGAAGGACACGAGGACGAAACAGACCGAAAUACAUGAUGCGAUAGAAGUUGAAGAUAAGCAGGGAAAUGUGAUGAGCUAUUUAGAUUAUUUAGAUUUGAAAAAGCAAGGUUUAAUAUAG
Lodderomyces margitis is the source of this 1524-nucleotide messenger RNA. RefSeq names its product SF3a splicing factor complex subunit. The transcript has a single exon. Lineage: Eukaryota; Fungi; Ascomycota; Pichiomycetes; Serinales; Debaryomycetaceae. Gene Ontology annotation, molecular function: RNA binding; zinc ion binding. Gene Ontology annotation, cellular component: spliceosomal complex; nucleus. The coding region runs from base 1 to 1524 and encodes 507 amino acids. The record is from RefSeq and is a predicted model, not a curated record. Gene Ontology annotation, biological process: mRNA splicing, via spliceosome.